AUGGCGCCUGCCGGCGAAACAGAGGCUUCUUCAGGCCUCCCGCAAGUUCACAUCGGCUUUGUGCGGCGAAGGCCGAUGCAUCCCGAACGCUUCUUUGCCUUGGCGCGACGGCGCUUUGGCCCAUUGGACUCCGAUCUUUCAUGCAGCUACGGCUCGGGGCCAAAGCCGCAAGGAGAAGUUCGCGUCCUUUCUGGCAGUGGUUGCUUGUGGUUCAUUGGCAGCGACGACAUGUGCGCUGAGUGGUUCUUCAACUCGUCAGUUAGUGGAGGUCGGCACCUACUUCGCUGUGGGGGGCCUUGGCCGGCGGAUCAAGCAGGGGCCACGGAAACGGAGGCAGGAUCCCGGCGAGUGGACUUGUCGCUGGAGGUGAGUGGCGCCCCAGCCGAUGUUGAUGCUUGGAAGGUGUCCUUUUCUUCUGAGCUCAAUGACUGCUUGAUUACCAGAGCAGAGGCCGUUGCCCUCGAAGAGGGCGACACGCGCAUGCUCAGCCCCCAGUGCGAGUGGGAGGAGAUGCGAGCAGUGCAGGAGAAUUUGUCUCCUUGGGUGGUGCACUGGUGGCCGCUUCUGCGCCUGCUGCAUGGCAUCACCACCAUGGUGACAGCAAUUCCAGGCUUCGGCCUACUCCAAACGGUUGGGAGAUCCCUGGCCACGCGAGUGCGCACAGGUGCAUGGGCGCGAAUAUUCUGA
Messenger RNA from Symbiodinium sp. CCMP2456, 687 nucleotides. The record is from the annotation of a GenBank genome assembly. NCBI's taxonomy places the organism in Eukaryota, Dinophyceae, Suessiales, Symbiodiniaceae.